ACCUUUGAACAUCAUCAAGCAGAACAACGGCGAGCAAAUCAUCCGACGCCGAACCCGAAAGCGCCUCAACCCCGACUCGCUGUCGGUGGAAAACCCCGCCCCCAAGCAGCAGCGAAUCGCCAGCGAGGAGCGCGUGAACGGGGAGGAGUCGGACAGAAGCUGCUCGUCGGUGAAGAACCAACAGCCGUCGCCCCGCUCGCGCUCCCCCCGAUCCACCCAGGCCUUCCUGGCCAAUCAAACCCUGGAGAUCCACAGGCGCAUGCCGCCCCUCCUCCUCCCGACUCACCCCUCCCCGGUCAUGGUUGCGGAGAGCAACGGGGCCGUCCCCGACGGAGGGGUGGCGUCGAAAGGGGAGGCGGGAAAGGGGGGAGCGGGGUCUGAAAGAGGCAGCCCGAUCGAGAAGUACAUGCGUCCAUCUAAACCAUCCAGCUACUCCCCUCCAGGGUCGCCCAUUGAGAAAUAUCAAUAUCCACUUUUCUCCUUACCCCURCCUUUGACUAUCUCCCCUGAUCUGACGCCCGAGUCUGACUGGCUUCGAUUCUGGACCAAAUAUAAGAUGGCAGCCACCUCCGGGGUCCCUGGGAGCCUCAGUAAUCUCAGCAGCCCGGGUGGCCUUAAUAACGCCCACCAUCUGAGCACGAUGGUGACUCCCGUUCAGUAUCAUCAGCAAAGCUACACGGUGCCUUACUGUGCUUCUCCCUACUCUCCUCUCCCACCUCCUCCGGCCCCCGCCCACUACGCCCCUCCUCAUCAGGCCCAGAACUCCUCCUCCACGGCGUCGUCGGAAAGCGACGCUCCUCUGGAUCUCGCGAUACGACAAAGGGACACCAACGUGUCGACAAACGGCGCCGAGAGGAGGCCGACGGGGGGACGGAGAGGAGAGAGGGAGGAGGAGGAGGUGACAAACGAAGGAGGGAGCCUGAGCGAGAGCGAGCGAGGAGCGAYAGACGACGGGACGAAGCGUCAGUCGAGCUCUGCGUCAAAUUGCGCGAAGGUGGACGCGGCCACGCAGAACGACCCGACCAGUCGCUGCGUCCACUGCGGGAUCUACUUCCUGGACGACGUCAUGCACGCCCUGCACAUGAGCUGCCACGGCGACCGGGCGCCGUACCAGUGCGGCUUCUGCCUCCACACGUGCGCGGACCGAUACGACUUCACCACGCACAUACAGAGGGGCUUGCACCGGCGCACGCACGAAACGUCCGAGUGUCGGAGCGCGACAGGCGGCGAGCAGAAAGACGGCGCGGUCACGGGUGACGGCGGUGACGUCAGAGCAACGCGUCCGGACGACCGAGAAGAGGAAAAUCCAGGCAACGAAGCCGACGACAUAAAAACAGGUGCCGAAAAGGAAGGAAGGGGAGGAGACAAGGAAUUAAGAGGCAAAACUCUUUCAGAUAUCAGCGAGGAAAUCUCAAAAACUACAGAAGUUUUGACUGUCGUGGAGUCUGAGUUAGAUGGGCUCACUGAUGAAAAUUAAAUGUCUACUCAUACAAUUUAUUAAAAACAUGUUCUCUAUGUCUUAAUGUUCCUGGCCCUUGUUUCGAUAGGUUUACCCGGGGCACUAAAUGGAACUCAUCCUUAUGCUGGAAGCUGUCAAAUGGUCAAAAUAAGAGAGAGAAAAAACAAUUCUUUACAGCUGAACUCACAGCAGAGGCAGGCUGCAGAAACAGCCUCUCUUGAGUAACGGCCACUCAGCAGCUCGGUGGCCAGAAGUCAACGGGGUGCUGGCAUCCAGCUGAAAUCACCUUUCAUAAACCUCCACUUUAUGUGCUUUCAAUAGAAGAGGACUGGACUGAAGGUUGGUGGGGCCUCGCACAGCCACCGCACAGCAGAGCAAAGAUUCUUCAUGCUAACAGGCCCGUUCCCAGUCUGAUGUAUCAUCCAGGCUGGUUUUAUUUCGGCAAAACCAGAUCUGAUCUGGUUCGAACUGCCGUUUUGUUUGUUUAUUUUUAUUUUAUUUUUUAGCACCUGUCCUCUUUAACUGUGCAAAUGGAUCAAAAACCAAAAACACUUAUGACUGUUACACAACUGGUUUAUUUGAAACCGCCAAGGGCUGGGUUGCAGUUCAGUCGGUACAAAGUGGAUCAGGUCGUCUCACUCACGUCGUGCUGUUUCUCAAACUAACCYAGUUUCUGGAUCAAUGCAAAAAUCACCGUCUCUGCGAGGUGACUGACUAUUAGCCGAGCUCGGUUUGACUCGGACUUUCUGAAACUGCUUAAAGCCAGUUUAAACGGAUCCGAUCGAUCUGACUCCAGACUGAAGUGUUCUCUACAUCCGUUUGGAUUAAAACUAUUAUUUUCUACCUUCCUCUGUGCCAUGAAACUAGCUAUGUGCCUGGCUGCUUGCCUCUUAGAACAACCAUUUAUUAACCUGCUUGACAUUUAUAAUAAGAAUAAUUAUAAUGGUAAUAAUGAGAACAAUGAUGGUGUAUUCGUACAAAAAAAAAAGGCAAUUUGCUACACUUUCCUAUUAUUUUGUAAAGGUAAAUAAUGCUUUUUAAAGGAAACGGUACUAUAAAAAUUAGUCUACGUGAGUUCUUUUUUGUUGUUUUUGUGUUCCUGAUGGGACUUGUUGCUUUGAUAGAAGUCGGCUAACAGAAGUGGUACAACAAAUGGGAGAGGGRGGCGUGUGCUUUUGUGUUAUAGCAUUUUAAAGUGUGUGCGUGAGGCUUAAAGGGUGCGUCCGUCCCCACAUGAUGAUGUAAACGUGAUGAAUGCUCGGUUUCUCAGUCCUCAGGGGUCGCACGUGUUGCACACCAACCCGCCUGUUUCACAGCAUGAGACACAUCAUGUUUUUACCUGUCUAAUGGUCUGGGAAAUGACUUUUUUUAUUUUUAGCAUGUUAUGUUUUUGUUCUCUUUUCUAGGUUCUUUUUGUGUUUCGUGUUCAAUAGGUCAACGACGUAAUGUUUCGCUUUCUUUAUGUCUGUUUAGGUUACGACGUUUUAUAGAGACUUAAGAACUUAGGGAGUGAAACUCGACGUUUUUUCUAAAGGAUCAAAUGCUCGAGUUUUAACUAAAACAGACUUUCUCUCUGUAUGCAGUUUACAGAAAUUAUUUUAUCUCGUGUUGCCGGGAGUCAGUUAGGUUACCUCUAUGUAGCAGUAUAGCAACUUUUACAAAAUCUGGAAAAUAUGUUGCCUUUAAUAKAGAUGGGAACUGUUACAGUAAUACUUAAACUAUAAGAAAUUGAUCAAAUAUUCAAUGAAGUUAUUUUGCUUUCAAAUCCAUCACAAACCAUCCCCUUCUUAGAAAAAAACUCACCUGUAGGCCACUGGAACUAAGUUGUAGUUCCCGAAUGUUAUGUUGUUGUUGUUUUUCUGGAGUUUUAUUAGCUGUAAAGUCCACAGUGAGUUGAAAGUUUCUCUGAUUAGGACUGGUCAUGUUGGCCGUUACGUCUCCAGCCUCGCUGCCUUAGUUACUGGGAAAUUCUGCAAAAGAAAAGACGCUUUCUUCAGCAGGAUUGCGUAAAAGUAGACGGAGAACAAAAGACGCAAGUGAGCGAGCUAACAGGAUAAAUAGUUAUUUUUCUACGCUUAUCCAAGUGCAUAAUAUUCCCCUUAGUGCCUGAUAACCUGUGCUUUUUUUGUGCAGACGGACAUUUCAUCAUCUCUAAUAGUCGUUACUGAAGCUUCUGGCAGAUUUUUGCGCCGACUUCUUAGGUUCUCAUGCAAUAAGUGUCUGAAUUCUCAAUGUUUCAGAAAAUGUCCGUUCAAACAAAUCCAUACUCAUGUCUGGUUCUAACUUCAGUCGUCUCUUGAAUAGAUUUGAGUUUCUUGGAUGAAUGUACACUACUUUAAAUGGCCUAAUCAGCUGACACAUUGCAAAUGUUUUCAUUCAAAGUGGAUUUGAUGAGAACAGUUUUGAUAUUUCAUUGCCCAGGUAGAGAUAAUAUUGGCAUAGGUUUAUUUGGAGUUGUCCUGAUGCAUCUCAGUAAUCCAGGUAAAAAA
This is a messenger RNA of Austrofundulus limnaeus, 3948 nucleotides long. Its product is annotated as zinc finger transcription factor Trps1. Gene Ontology annotation, molecular function: RNA polymerase II transcription regulatory region sequence-specific DNA binding; DNA-binding transcription factor activity; zinc ion binding. Lineage: Eukaryota; Metazoa; Chordata; Actinopteri; Cyprinodontiformes; Rivulidae. The record is from RefSeq and is a predicted model, not a curated record. Gene Ontology annotation, biological process: regulation of transcription by RNA polymerase II. Gene Ontology annotation, cellular component: nucleus.